UCCGGUUUUGAUCCGGGAUAUCGGGCCACCAGUACUUGUUUGGUUCAGUCGGGCAUUACGUUAAUCAAAGACUUCGACAAAUUACCCGAAAAAGGCGGUGUGUUUACUCCGGGAGCUCUAUUCGAUGGCACAGGUAUUUUCGAUCGCCUUAAAGCCCACGAUCUGAACAUUGAAGUGGUUAACGAAUAGUUACUAUAUUUCUCCGUUUCGUUUCUCUCAAUAUUGAAUCGUUUGAACUAAUUGUUAAUGUUUUUAUGGUUUUAAAAGGAAUUAUUUGUAUUUUAAUCUCAUGGAUAUUCAGUUUAUCCCUAAAAUGCCGCUCAUUUUGUGCUAA
Messenger RNA from Medioppia subpectinata, 334 nucleotides. Lineage: Eukaryota; Metazoa; Arthropoda; Arachnida; Sarcoptiformes; Oppiidae. The record is from the annotation of a GenBank genome assembly.